AUGAACCAUUAUCCAGCUUUUCUUCGUCCGUACAAUGGUAAAUCAACGAAUUCAACUAGUAAUUCAUCAUCAUCUAAUAAUGAAAAUGAUGAAAAUUCAUCAAUAAAAAAUCUCAUUUUUAAACAUUUAUCUAAAGUACAACAAGGUUCUUCAAAUAAUAAUCAUAAUAAUACAAAAGGAGCAAUGCGUGGUAUUCUUGGUGAAGUUGGCAACAUGACAUUGUCGAAUAUACAAAUGACAUCCAUAAUAACUAAACCAAAAAUAGUUCAACAACAAUCAGUAACAACUAUUGUUGAAACAACAUCAACCGUAACUGCACCGCCACCAGCGCCACCACCACAGUCACUAUUAACAUCAAUCAUACCGAUAGUUGUAAAUAAAAUCGAAAAAGUUACUUUAGAUGAUAAUAAACAAAUUGAUGAAUGUAUGCCACAUGAACCAAUAGCAAAACUUACAAAAGUUCCACCAGAAUUUGAUUGUGAUAGUGGUGAUUCAUAUAAUAUAACGACUGUAUCGGAAUAUGUUGUUGAUAUUUGUAAAUAUUGGCGUGAACUUGAACAACUUACACCAAUACAACAGAAUUUUUUAUUAAAUCGUACUGAAGGCACAGCUUCACCUCAAAAUCGAGCCGUACUUAUUGAUUGGCUCUAUCAAGUACAUGAUCGUUUCAAACUUCUUUCAGAUACAUUUCAUAUGACAAUUCAGCUUAUCGAUCGUUAUUUACAAUUAAUUGAUGUCUCAAAACAUGAAUUACAACUGAUUGGAUCCACUGGUACGAAUCAAAAUCCAUAG
Molecule: messenger RNA, 792 nt
Organism: Rotaria sp. Silwood1
Lineage: Eukaryota; Metazoa; Rotifera; Eurotatoria; Philodinida; Philodinidae
Source: the annotation of a GenBank genome assembly